Molecule: messenger RNA, 6413 nt
Organism: Macrobrachium nipponense
Lineage: Eukaryota; Metazoa; Arthropoda; Malacostraca; Decapoda; Palaemonidae
Product: DNA polymerase lambda-like
Exons: 11
Coding region: 882-2642 (586 amino acids)
Biological process (GO): double-strand break repair via nonhomologous end joining
Cellular component (GO): nucleus
Molecular function (GO): DNA binding; DNA-directed DNA polymerase activity
Source: RefSeq, a predicted model, not a curated record
AAAGGAAGACAGUUACCAUUAACUCGAAGUGAAAGUGACCCCCAACAAUUUAAGUGUUAUUAAACACUGUGAAUCUUCCAUCUCGCUGGCUAAAUUCAAGCGGAAAUUGUGUCUUUUGAUUACAGAAGGUAAAUUACAAGAACAGGUUUGAAGACGAAUGAACCAAAUGUCAACUAUACGACGCGUGGGUCACUAAUGAGGACGAAAUACUUACCAGUUGCUCACAGAAGAUGAGAAGAAAUAUGGAAAUAGGUACUCCAAAAAUGUAUGUCACGAAAAACUUUCAUAAAUACAACGAACAGACGAAAGGCGAGGGAGCCGUUGCAUAGAUAGACUAGCCACAAAUAAUAUUCAUACUACUACUACUACAUCUACCUUCCCGACAACGGCAAUCAGCCGAAAAUUCCCAUUUAAAGAAGAACAUAAUGAAAUAAGGAAAAAGACCUUAAAUAAGAUCUGGAAGAAAAGAGAAAAAGAAUUAAAGAGCUUAACAAAUAAAAAUAACUCUUACGAUUAAGAGGCGCCGUUGUAAAGGUAUUGCCUCGACCCAUAACCAACCAUCAGAUCUACUGAGGGAGGAAGUGGAGAAUAGGAAAGAUUUUCUAAAUGAAAUGUGGUAUUUCAGAGAGAAGAAACUCAAACAAGCACAAACAAAGGAGGAAUAAAACAAGCAAGGGAGCCGUUUUAAAGGCAUACAACGUGUACUACUACUACUACUGUCCGUUCCGUUGUCAUAACAAGUUUAAUCUUGACAACAUACUUGGUUGGUAUUGCAGCGUUUCAUUUUAAUAUUUUUACAGGAUAAACGAUCUGUUUGUUUUAGGUAAAACUGACGUAUAAUAAGAGGAUGAAUACAGCAAUGAUCAGUUAAGAUAUCCAGAAUGAGGAGGAAGAUUAGCCAGCCCCGCACUUCUCAAAAGAAAGUUAAAAAGGAGGAUAGUGAACAGGAUUGCAAAGAUCCUGUCUUAGCAACUACAUUCCAAGGAUUAAUAUUUCAUAUUCACCCUGCCAGUUUUGGUACUGGCCGACUGCAGAUAUUUGAAAAGCAAGUAAAGAGGUAUGGCGGACAGUUAAUCCAGCCUCGCCCAAAAUUUUCAGAAACUGUAACUCAUAUAAUAUUUGAAGAAUCCAUUGACUCUGAAAAAGCUCAGAAACUUUUAGAUCCAGUCAAUUUUCCUAAAGCUGUCUUUGUAAAGUGCUCCUGGUUAAGUCUUUGUAUAAAAACAAAGUCAAAAGUAUCUACAAGAGACUUUGAAAUUAAUGUGAGAUCGGAUGAAGUAAGAAAAAGUCAGUAUAAGAGUGAAACAGAUUCCUUGUGUAAACCAAGUACUAAUGUGGAAGGUGUGGCACAUACAGAAAAGGCAAGUGUUCAGCCUAAUGAAAGUCUUGAUGUUUCUAGAUAUAAUGAGGGUGAUACGUCAGAGGCCACAAGUCAAACUCAUAAAGUGAAUGACAAAGAGAAGCAAAGGAAGGAUGAAUUAUUAAGUACACAGAACCAAGACAACUUGGUUCACAGUAAUGAAAAUUUGGAAAAGGAUAACAAGAUUAAACUGUCAGAGGACCUUGUAAAUAAUGGAGAAAAUUAUCCUCUGAUCAAGCCUUUUCCCAAGAACUUACAGCAAAAAUUUGUUUGUUCACAACCAUCAAGCAGUCAGACCAAAGGUUUUAAUAGCCACAUCACAACAGAAUUAGAAAAACUUGCUGCAGCGUACAAGAGUAAAAAUGAUACUUGGCGAGCUGUAGGGUACGAGAAGGCAAUAUCAGCAAUCCGGAAUUACCCGCAUGAAAUAACUUCUAGAGAGGAAGCUCUUCAAAUUCGAGGUGUAGGUGCUCGAUUAGCAGACAAAGUUGCAGAAAUUAUUGAAAGUGGGAAGUUACGAAAGGUGGCCGAAGUGUGUGAAGGAGAAGAAGCUCAAACGUUACAGCUUUUCAUGGGUGUAUGGGGUGCUGGCCCAACUACAGCCCAAAGCUGGUAUAUUCAGGGAUUUAGAACUCUAGAUGACCUUCGCUCAAAAGCUACUCUAACUCGUCACCAGCAGAUAGGCUUGAAGUACUAUGAUGACAUCAACAGUCGAAUACCUAGGGAUGAAGUGGUAGAAAUAGAAAAUUAUGUGAGAGAUGCAGCUUUAAGUAUCAAGAAAGGUCUCAUUGUUACUGUUUGUGGAUCAUAUCGAAGAGGGAAACCAACUUGUGGUGAUGUAGACGUACUCAUCACCCAUCCUGAUGGUCAUUCACACAGUAUGAUCUUCAAGCCAAUUCUACAGAAACUGAGAGACACGGGAUUUUUGACUGAUGACCUUGUAAUUCAGGAAGAUAAUGGAGAUCAGAAAAAAUACCUCGGUGUUUGUUUACUCCCUGGUGAAAACAGAAAGCAUAGACGACUUGAUGUUAUCGUGGUACCAUACUCAGAACAUGCUCCAGCUCUCAUGUAUUUCACAGGAUCAGCACAUUUCAACAGAUCUAUGAGACUCCUCGCCAUCAAAAUGGGUUUGAGUCUGUCUGAGCAUGGUCUUCGAGCAGGAAUUGUCAGACAGGGUCGAGAAAAGCUGUCCACUGGUUGUCUUCUCGACACCCCAACAGAGGAAUCAAUAUUUAAACACCUGGGGUUGGAGUACCGAUCACCAGAGGAACGUGAUCAUUGACUUUGUAAUGCAGAGACACAGGAUUUUUAAUUGAUAAUUUAAGAAAAAUCUAUACCGGUCCAAUAUCUUUUAAUAUGCUAUUACUGAAUUUUUAUGUGACCUGCAUUCAGUAAUUAUUCUUCUAUAUAUUUUCAUUUGCCUAUAUUUUUGUGUGCAUGUGUUGAUUUAUGUUAACUUUUCUGUGAUUUUGUAGUAUGAUUUUACCUAUAUUUUUGUGUGCACGUGUUAAUUUAUGUUAACUUUUCAGUGAUUUUGUAGUAUAAUUUAUAAGCAAAACAGUAACUAAAGAAUUCUGGUGCUACAUUAAAUAAGUGUUUUGUUCGUUUUUAGUCGUAAAUUAUUAGAAUAGCUUCUUAUUUAAGAAGGACUUUUGUGACAAAAUUAGAUAUUACUUACAUUUGGAUGUAUAUAUGUAUUUUGUAUUUUACUUUUUAAGUUUUAUUGUUUUUAGUAAGCUUUAAUAAACCUGUUAUCAUUACAAAACUAAUAAAAUACAGUGAGUGAAGGACUUGUAGAAUGUUGUUUUGACUGUGAUUCCAUUUCAUAGUAGGCAGAUAUAAUUUUUACUAAAUUUGUAGGACAGAAAGAUUUUUAUAGUUUGCGUGAUCUAUGGUCAUAAGUUAUUUCAAGCAUAGUAAUAGAUAAAUGCAUAUAGUGUAGUUGAACAUGAUUCCUAUUUUGAGGAAUUUCCUUCAUAACUUAUUGUGUGGUUAAUAUUUUUUUAUUUUUGAGUAUAGUUGGGGAGUUUCAUGUCUAUCACUCAAGUUAUUUCACUUGAUGCAAGGAAAGUCAACAGAAAACCUCUUCAUUUUUUUAUAUCAACUGGUUAAGCAGAAUAAUAAUAUUUGCUGGUGUUUGUUUCAUCUAGCCCCAUCAUACAGCCCACAUCCUUGGCCCUCAUAUGUUACCGGACAAUGAAAAGUCUAGUUCAAAGGACAGAGGAGCAUUAUCAACUAUUGCAGAAACUCUCCCAAGAUCCUCUAGUGUCACUACUCAUGGCUAUCACUUUUCAUGGUCUGUGCCACAUUUCACACCUUUCAUCACUGCUUUCAUCACUAUUUGCACUGCCUUUCCAUUAUUACUAUAUUAGCACCUGUGGCUUGGGUUUUUUGCUUUAAUUUCAUUGCUUUGCCUUUAACUUCCUUUUUGGAAUAUUUCAGAAAUUUAUUUUUACCUAAUUAUCCAUGUGCUUAUAUAUGCUCUUUCAUAAACAGCAAAAGCCUUUAAAAGGGGCUGUGCAAGUUCCACACUACAGAAUAUAUCUUAAAAAUCUGUGAUCUGUACUUCUGCAUUUUCUAAUCCCAGCUUGUUCAUCACUAAGCAUUUAAUCAGCCUAUUGAAGGUAAUCCUGUUGAAUAUUUUCAUCCUAACAUAAGUUAUCUUUCUUUGUUGUCUUUGCUGUGACUUCUAUUCCCUUUCAUCAGGCUUUGUUUCCUUGUUCCAUAUUCUGCAAAACUAUCCCACAGUAUGGAAGGUGUGUCCAUUCAGCUAUACUGUACAUAUAUAUGUAUUCAUUUUUCCAGUGAUUUCAUCAUAGCCCAGUGCUUUCCAUCUCAUAAGUGUUUUAUUACUGAAUCCACUUUAAAAACUUUGCUUUCAUCCCUCAGUUCAUUAAAAUCUUUUUCAAUCAAGUUAUCGCCUUCAUAUAUCUUGUUCAAAGAUAUUGCGAAAAUGUUCUGCUCAGCAUUAUCUUUCCUCUUGUGAUGUUAUUGAUUACUUUGUAAUAUCAGGUAUUUUCCCCUUUGUUUUCACCAAUGGAUAUCUCAUUGCUAAUUCUGUGGAUUACACUAACACCAUUGCUAAUCCUUGAAAACGUGGCUCUGUCAGUAUCUGCAUGUUUUUCCAGAAAUUCGUACUUAUCUCUUCAUAAUCGAGACUUGAGUAUGUACUAUUUAGUAUGCUCCACUUUGCUCACUUCAUCUCCUACCUAGUAUUUUAUUAUUAUUAUUUAUUUUUUGCAAGUACCUUACCACCAUUUGAUUUUAUUCUCGUAUUUAUUGUGCAUAAUUUAAUGUAAACCGUUAAGUACAAAUUUUUCAUUUUUAGUGUUAAGCAUAUACACUGUUUACAUUAUUUUUCUUGCCUUCCUUUGAGUGCCAUUCUGUAUGAUCACAUGUGCUGUAGGCCUCUUCUGGCUUUGUGAAUUGUACCCAAACUAUAACAAUAUCUCCCACCCCUUCUUACCCCCCCCCCCCCCACACCUCAUUUUCUUUCUUUGGUGUUGCAUAAUUUGUAUUACAUUGGUCAUCCCUUGGCUUCAUUCAUGACAAAGACAUUCUGCUGUAGUUAUUUCAUGUCAAUGGUAAUGAAGCAACUGUUUCUAAAGUAGCAGAUAGUGAAAGUAUUGCAAUCUUACUAGCUUUGAUUGUGAAGAGGAGUAGGAUGCAGGAAGCAGUGAAGAAGCACUUAUCAUCCUAAUCUUCCAUCGUAUGCCUCCCACAGCGAUCUUGUUGCAGUUGUCUUGGCUUUUGUAAUGGAUUUCCACCCAGCUUUAUUUAAAACUAAAAAGUCAGCAUUCAGCUGAGAAAUGCUAUAAAUGAAAAUAGCACAGAUUGAGAUAUAUUUUAUUGUUCUUUGUUGUGGAAACCAACAUUAUGAUUCAGUGUCAUUUGGAUUUUCAAGGUUACACGAAUGGAAAGGCACAACAUGGCUAAAUUGUAUGUUUGUAGUUGUUUCCUUGCUCUUGAGAGGCAACAAAAAAAUGUUUACUUAAACAUUAGUCAGAAGACCCUCUAGUAUUGCCUGUUCUUGAUGAAUUAUAUUUCAUUUACUGUCUGCUGCAUUUCUUUGACAGUAGUUUGAUUCCUGGAUAUCAUACCUGGUUCAAGAUUAUGAAUAUAAUGAGUAAGAUGAAGGAAUUAUUAUAUCUUUUUGAAAACCUCAUUGAUGUUGUCUAAACAUCAAUGAGGUCUGGCAUCAAACUGUAGAUGCUGUAUGCCUGUGAAACUGGUAUGGUGAUUUGUUUAUUAUUAUAUAUGGUAAAUCUAUCAGAUUCUCAAGAAAGGACCCACAUGGAAAAUCAGAUGCAAUGGUUAGAGAAAAUAAUGUAGAAAUUAUAUAUUGAUAAUGUGCAAGCCCUUACCUACAGCCUUUCUCCGUCAAAAUCAUUCCAUUCCAACAAUGUCUCUCUUGGAAGUGGCUGAUAAGUGAGAUGUCUUGGUUCAUACGAGACUGGAUGAUGGGAAAAGGUUCUCAUUCAAAAAAAUUUAUUAUUAAAAGGAUGAGGCGAUAAUGGAACCAGAUAUUGUGUAUGUUUACAAGGAAAAUAAAUGUAAUUUGCAAGUUGGUUUUGUGAAAGGCUUACAAAAGUUCAGGCUGUAUUAUACAUACUGUAAAUAUAUUACUAUUUCUUGUAAAUGCAGUUUAACUGUAUGCUUUUAAUAUAUAUCUAACUGUUAAUGGAGAAAAACUACCAAAAGUAGUUUUGUCUCCAUCCUAUAAGAUGAAUACUGGAGAAAUACACAAUAAAUUAAGUAGCUAAGUAUGGAUGUGUGUCUGCGAAAGUGAUCGUCCCAUUGUGCCUUACAGCUUUCCACAUUUUAGAUGUCCUUCCUCUGAGACAGAAAAAUUCGAAGAAGCCUUGCUACCUGUGUCUUACUAAUUGUACAGCAAUGAAUAGGAAUGAUACCAGAAACUACUGCAAUGAAACUGAUUACCAUUCACCUAGUAUGUUUCAAGGACUACCAUGCUAUUUGAGUUAAAUUGUAAUGAUUCAUUUCGUUUUCCCAGUUAUGAUUUUAAACUGUGUAAUAAAUAUUUUACUGGAGAAAA